AUGCAGGAGUACAAUCAAGGAGGACAAAAUGGAACAGAAGUGAUGGAAUUCAUCCUCCUUGGUUUCCCUGGGUCUCGACGUUUACAGAUGCUCAUCUUUAUGCUCUUUCUUAUCAUGUACCUCCUCACACUUCUGGGGAAUGUAGCCAUCAUCAUUCUAGUAAUCACAAACCACCACCUUCAUACCCCCAUGUACUUCCUUCUCUGCAAUCUCUCUUUCCUGGAGCUUUGGUACACAACAGCAUCUAUCCCUAAGAUCCUUGCUCUGUUCCUUGGGAGGAGCAGAAGCAUCACGUUCAUUGGCUGCAUUAUGCAGUUGUACUUUGUUUUUUCCUUUGGAACUACUGAACAGUUCCUGCUAUCUGUCAUGGCUUAUGACCGAUACUUGGCCAUAUGUUACCCUUUGCACUACAACAUUAUCAUGGAUCUCCAUUUCUGUAGCACAUUGGCAUUUGGCUGUUGGUUGGGCGGAUUCCUUAUUGUUUCUAUUCCAGCCUAUCUGAUCACAACAUUGUCCUUCUGUGGGCCCAAUGUGAUUAAUAACUUCUACUGUAGCAUUGACUCCUGGAUAGUCCUCUCCUGCACUGACACCUAUGCCAUUGAGAUGACAUCGUUUGUCAUAGCCACUAUUGUCAUUGUGGGCUCCUGUGUGAUAACCCUCCUUUCCUACAUAUACAUCAUCUCCACCAUCCUGCGCAUCCCUUCUGCCAAAGGACAACAAAAGGCCUUUUCCACCUGCUCCUCCCAUCUUGCCCUGUUGAUUAUUUGGUAUGGCUCCACCAUUUUCCUAUUUGUCAAGCCUUCUAAACAGAUCUCUAUUGAGAUGAACAAAAUAGUGAACACUCUCAGCCUCAUUGUGGUUCCAUUGCUGAAUCCUUUCAUCUACACACUAAGAAACAAAGAGGUGAAGGAGGCCUUGAGACAUUCAUUGCACUGGCAUCGGAGCAAGCUAUGUGUUAUGUCAGUCACACAGUAA
Messenger RNA from Elgaria multicarinata webbii, 975 nucleotides. RefSeq names its product olfactory receptor 6F1-like. The transcript has a single exon. Gene Ontology annotation, biological process: G protein-coupled receptor signaling pathway. Lineage: Eukaryota; Metazoa; Chordata; Lepidosauria; Squamata; Anguidae. The coding region runs from base 1 to 975 and encodes 324 amino acids. Gene Ontology annotation, molecular function: olfactory receptor activity; G protein-coupled receptor activity. Gene Ontology annotation, cellular component: membrane. The record is from RefSeq and is a predicted model, not a curated record.